UUGACUUUUCUCGCGCACGCUGCGUCAUAAACUGUAACUGUGACGUCAAAUGAUCACUUCGCUCUGUUUCUCGGAUCGAAACUGUGCAGGUUUUUUCCGUGAGAGGAAAACCGUGCUGUAACAAUGAAGAUUGUGAUUUUGACCGUUGCGUUGGCAACUUUGCUUCAAUUAACGGCGGUUACACAGGCUUCAAAACAAGAAGAUAACUUUCAAGCCACUGAAUGGCAAAAACUCCCUUUCGAAGAUUUUAAAGAAGAAACCUCCGUGAUCGGAACUCGGAACGAAAAGGAAUAUGUGAUAAGGAUUCAAAUGUUGUCCCUGGACCUGGAUAUGAAACUUGUUUUUCCCAGCAAAAAAGGCUCUAAAGAUUUGAGCGGUUCUAUCUUUAGGAACGAUCCACCGAACCUCGGAAAGAUUCUCAAGUGCAAAGACCUACCGGAAUAUCCUGGGAACACGACAUGUUCUGAGCACCACGUAUUCAAACGGAAAGAACCCGGACUGAUCUCUCAAGUGAAGACGAUGAUGAAAAACAUGUGGAGUUUUAUGGUAACAACAUUGGUCAAAGGUUGGAAGACCUGCUCUAACGGCGUUGGCACAACGGUUAAGAACAUUUGGAACGGAAGGAAAUGGAUGAAGGAUUUGGCCGGUAAAAUUUGGACAAGAUUGCUGGAUUGGGUUUGUGGAGUGAAGAAUGGAUUGAUGUAUAGGGUCGGUAAAGUUUGGAACGGAUUGAAAGGGUUGGCGGAAUGGGUGUUUAUAAGGAUGAUGUGGGUAGAUGAAUAUGUGUACCACGGAAGCCUGUGGGCGGCCGAGUGGUACUGGGACCAUACCGAAUGGUUGACAGAGCUGACUUGGAACGGAAUGGAAUGGAUCUGGGAUCAUAUUGAAUGGUUGGCCCGCUUCUUAAAGGAAAAUCCUUUAUGGUUAGCUGAGAAAACAUGGAUUGGAUUAAAACGGUGGGCCGAGUGGACAUGGGGGGAAGCGAAACGGUUCGCGGACUUGUCAUGGAAUGUGAUUAAAAAGAAAUGUAAACCACUUGAACCUGCGCUCGAAUACGUUUUGGAGAUGGUUCAAAUCAUCAUCAACUUUUACAAUGAAUAUGUUCAUGAACAUUUGUUAAAAAUUCAAGUCAAAAUUAUAGUCUCGAGCUGGCGUGAAACUGGGUAUACGAUCUCAGCCGUACUGGUGAUGAACUGUGUGAUGGUGGCUGUUUACAAGUUGAUUUCGUCGCCUGUGAAGUUGUUCAGGCGAAGAUGGCAAGCUUACAAAGAUUGGAAAAAGGCCGAGGAAGCUUCCUGGAGACUACCACCAAGACGUCAGUCUCGAUCAAACAAACGAGUCUGGGAAAAUCCCAAGAAGAAAAAGCUUUACAGGAAUGAAAAUUGAAAGAGUCCGAAUUUGGCUUUCUUUCUUUCUUUCUUUUUCUUUUUGUUUUGUUUUUGUUGUAAUAAUAUUAACUAUUUUGAACAGAUUUUCUAUGGAAACAAGUUAUUAUUGGUUUAAAAGCAUUAAAUGAAACUUGCAAGGUU
Stylophora pistillata is the source of this 1529-nucleotide messenger RNA. RefSeq lists its product as uncharacterized. The record is from RefSeq and is a predicted model, not a curated record. NCBI's taxonomy places the organism in Eukaryota, Metazoa, Cnidaria, Anthozoa, Scleractinia, Pocilloporidae.